Messenger RNA from Lycium barbarum (goji berry), 2109 nucleotides. RefSeq lists its product as uncharacterized. Gene Ontology annotation, molecular function: nucleic acid binding. The coding region runs from base 1 to 2109 and encodes 702 amino acids. The record is from RefSeq and is a predicted model, not a curated record. The transcript has 4 exons. NCBI's taxonomy places the organism in Eukaryota, Viridiplantae, Streptophyta, Magnoliopsida, Solanales, Solanaceae.
AUGGCUACCACCCCUGAAAACACCUCUGAAGCAAGCACUGGUAAUGAAACCCAUGGGAUAGUCGACCAGACUAGUCCUUAUUUUCUCCAUGCAUUAGACUCACCAGAUAUGAACCUUGUUUUGACUCCUUUUGAUGGAUCUGGCUAUGGUGCAUGGAGGAGAUCUGUGCUCAUUGCACUGUCAGCCAAAAACAAACUCAUCUAUAUUGAAGCUUCUUCUGUCACACCUAGUUCUCACUCUUCUGAAUACAAGAUGUGGAGUAGGUGCAAUGACAUGGUGACUUCCUGGCUGCUCAACUCUCUCUUAAAAGAGAUAGCAGGAAGUGUCAUCUACUCCAAAUCAGCCAAGGAACUGUGGAAGGACCUUGAAGACAGGUUUGGACAACCAAAUGGUGCUACGCUAUAUCACCUGCAAAAGCAACUUGCAGAUUUAGUUCAGGGGUCACUGGAUAUUGCUGCAUACUAUACCAAAAUGAAAAAAAUCUGGGAUGAGCUUGACACUUUAUACACAAAGGUGACAUGCUCUUGUGCUUGUGACUGUGGAGGAAAGGAUAAAAUGGACAAGUCCCUACAGGAUGAGAGGUUGGUGCAGUUUCUUAUGGGUUUGAAUGAUGUGUAUGCACCAGGUAAGAUCAAUAUUCUGAUGAUGUCACCUCUCCCUAGUGUGAAUCUUGCUUACUCACUUCUAAUGCAAGAUGAGAAACAAAGGGAGAGUUACAUGAAUACCAACUUUCCUAGGGGUUCUAGUUCUUUUCUUGCUUCUCAACACUACCCUAUGGGACAAAGGUCAUCUUCUGCUGAUUUUAAGGGUAAGAAAAUGGAACUUGUGUGCUCAAAUUGUAAGAAACUGGGGCACACUGUUGACAAAUGCUUUAGGAUCAUUGGGUUUCCAGCUAACUUUAAGUUUACUAAUAACAAAUCACAAUCUAUGAGGAGCAAUGCAGCAAUAUCAAGUGCAGCAACUGAAAACAGGGCAUUUACUCAAGACCAAAUGAUGCAAAUGAUGCAAAUGUUUCAAAUGUACAUUACUUCACCUCCGGCUUCUCCUCGAGUUCGAAGAUCAACUUCAAGUGCGGUGUGGAUGCAUUUUGAACGAGACCCUUCAGUGAAGAUCCCUCUGGUUCUUGGUGAAGCAAGAGAUGGAGUUUUCCUAUUAUCUACAAGUAUCAAUCAGUCCAAGAAUUUUCUUAGGUCUAGUGUUUCUUUGAAUCAAUGUAUUUCAGUUUCUAGUGUUUCUCCUAUUCCUGUAAGUUAUCAGUCUGAUGUGCAUUUGUGGCACAUUAGAUUGGGACACAUGCCUUUCAAUUUAAUGAAAAAGUUUAGUUUCAUUUCCUCUACACAAUGUGUUGCUUGUCGCCUUCAAAUUUGUCCAUUAGCAAGGCAAACCAAAUUACCCUUCCCCCAGAGUUCCAUUAAGACUAAAAACAUAUUUGAACUAAUUCAUAUAGAUACUUGGGGCCCUUAUAAAACUGCAACUUAUAAUGGCUUUAAGUAUUUUCUAACUAUAGUUGAUGAUUUUAGUAGAGCCAUAUGGACCUAUCUUCUAAGUGCAAAAAGCAAUGCAUUUUCUAUGCUUAAAUACUUUAUGGCCAUGGUAGAAAAGCAGUUUGGGGCUAAGAUAAAAUACAUCAGAUUUCCUUCAUCAGUUCUCAAAGGAAAGACACCCUAUGAAAUAUUGUUUGGUAAUGCUCCAGAUUACUCUUUUCUCAAAAGUUUUGGUUUUCUAUGUUUUGUCUCUAUUCCUAUUCUACAUAGAGCCAAAUUUGAACCUAGAGCUUCACCUUGUGUUUUUCUAGGUUAUCCAACUGGCAAGAAAGGGUAUAAAGUGAUGGAUUUAAAGACUAAGAGGGUGUUUGUAUCAAGAGAUGUUCAAUUUCAUGAACAUUCUUAUCCCUUCUCUAUUCCUAUGAGUACCCUACCAACACAUCAUAGCCAACCUUCUACCCUGAUUCUAGAUGAUGAUGAACCAAAAUCUUCCAUCCCUAAUGUCACUCAUUCACAUGUUUCUGAUUCUGAGAAUGACCCUAUAGUUGACUACCCUGCACCCUCUACACCAACUCAUGUUGAUCCUUUACCUGUCCCUGAUGAGCCUCAUCUUCUAUAUACUUAA